UGGCUGUCAAUGUCAGCUGAAUACCGUGUCCGGCGGAAUUAUCGGGUAGUUUUUCAAUUUAAAAUGUAGGAACCAUAGCUAUAGUUAUUUAAAUGGCCAGUCAGGCAUCAUCGGCUGUCACUGUCGUAACUUGCAAAAGUUGUAACACUUCUGUAACUCAGCAACCCGGGACAAGGCGGACAAUUUGCCCAAAUUGUGGGAAUUUCUACGAUCCCCGGGCUGCCGUUGAUGCUCGACUACGAAGUCGAAGGAAACCCCCUGAAGAAAAAUUACCGGAAUUACAGAAAAAUGAAAAAGAAAAAGAAAAGUCAGGAGGCGCAUUUCAAUCAAUAGCUAAUUUUUUCCACAAUCUGGGAUCUAGUAAAAAGAAAUCAAACAAUGAUUUGUCUGAUGAACAAAGUUCAACCAGUACUUCUCUCCCACCAAUAUCACACGAUAGUAAAGGACGUUUAACUGUGACUCCACAAACAUCUGAAGAUAGUGGGUGUCAGAGCCGCUCAAGCCAACGCAAUCAAAAUUCUCCCCAGAAAGUUGUCUAUCCAGUAAGAACAAAAACAGCAGAAGUGUUGAAGUCUGAAGUAGAGGCAGCACAUGCUUCUGGAAAUUGGAAAGAAGUGCAAGAUUUCUAUGCAACUACCUUUGAUUCUUUCCUAGAGCUCAAUGCUGCAUUCAAGGAAAAAGAAAAAGAAAAGUCAGGAGGCGCAUUUCAAUCAAUAGCUAAUUUUUUCCACAAUCUGGGAUCUAGUAAAAAGAAAUCAAACAAUGAUUUGUCUGAUGAACAAAGUUCAACCAGUACUUCUCUCCCACCAAUAUCACACGAUAGUAAAGGACGUUUAACUGUGACUCCACAAACAUCUGAAGAUAGUGGGUGUCAGAGCCGCUCAAGCCAACGCAAUCAAAAUUCUCCCCAGAAAGUUGUCUAUCCAGUAAGAACAAAAACAGCAGAAGUGUUGAAGUCUGAAGUAGAGGCAGCACAUGCUUCUGGAAAUUGGAAAGAAGUGCAAGAUUUCUAUGCAACUACCUUUGAUUCUUUCCUAGAGCUCAAUGCUGCAUUCAAGAAAGAGCCAUCCAAGGAAUAUAAGACUACAGAUGAUCCUGGAUUAAAAACAGAGUUAGUCAAUACUGUUUUUGAUUUCUUGCUGGAUUUGCCACAAGACAUACAAAAGAUUGUGCUCAAGGCCAUUAUUAACAGUCUGUUAAAAGAUAAAAGACCUCACCAUGAUGGAGCAGCAAAGCAACCUCAUUCUAAAGAUGAUUUAAGGGCGUACCUGAUAUUGUUACAAAAUCCACAGUUUGAAAAUGUGGCCACUUAUGUGAUAUUAGCUCACCUACUGAGACAGGUUGCCGCCCUGUCUGAUCAAGACCAUCAUUUUAUGGUUCAUUGGAUGAAAGUUAUUGAGGAAAAAAGAUUCAAAGAUGUAAUCAACAGGCUCCAUCUAUUUGUCUCCUGUCGCCUCUUCCCACCGAAACCCCAAGAUUUGCCCCCCAUGUCAAAGUGUACCUGGUGGAUACCCAGCGCCACUAAAGUUCUGGCAUUGCUAAAUGCCGCCAAUAAUGUCCAAGUCCCACCUCUAGUCAAAUACACUGAAUUCUACAAUACCACCAUUGACCAUCUGGAUGUUAUGGCUGAAUACUAUGCAUGGCAGAAUCCAAGUACACACCCUGGUUUCACUUUUUGCCAGUACCCAUUUAUUCUAAGCAUAACUGCUAAGAGAACAAUCCUUCAAAGAGACUCAGAGCAGCAGAUGAUAGUCAUGGCAAGGAGAAGUCUGGUUGCCAAAGUACAGCGGAGACAGCUUCCUGACAUUGGGAUGUUAUUUAUGAAUCUCAAUGUGCGAAGAUCUCACCUAGUCUCAGACUCUCUAAAUGAGAUUGCCAGAAAGCAGCAUGAUCUGAAGAAGAAGCUGAAGGUGACAUUUGAGGGAGAGCCAGGACUGGACAUGGGGGGGCUGACCAAGGAAUGGUUCCUGCUUCUCAUUCGUCAGAUAUUCCGUCCAGAAUACGGUAUGUUUACAUUUGACAAAGAAUCCAAUGUCUACUGGUUUAGCAGUGCACCAUGUGAUAACUAUCAGGAAUUCAAUCUAGUUGGAGUUCUUAUGGGUCUGGCUGUUUACAACAGUAUUAACUUGGAUAUUAGAUUUCCACUCUGCUGCUACCAGAAGUUGUUGAGCCCAGCUGUGGUCCCAUAUAACAACCCCUCUGCAACAGUAGGGGUUACCCCCUUGGGAGUGGAUGACUUGAGUCUCACAAUGCCAGGUCUGGCUAAAGGACUGAAAGAACUGUUAGAAUAUGAGGGAGAUGUAGAAGAUGACUUCUGCAUGACUUUCCAGGUUUCACUGACAGAAUUUGGCCAUACAAGGACACACAGCCUCAAACCUAAUGGAGAAAAAAUUCCUGUCACCAACAAAAAUAGAAAAGAGUAUGUCCAACUGUAUGUGGACUGGAUUCUGAACAAGUCAAUAUAUUCCCAGUUUCAAGCUUUUUACCAUGGAUUCCACAGCGUGUGUGCAUCAAAUGCACUCAUUAUGUUGCGCCCAGAGGAAGUGGAGAUGUUGGUAUGUGGGAGUCCUGAGCUAAACAUGGAAGACUUGAAGAAAGUCACCACAUAUGAUGGCUACACUGCUUCAGAUACAACCAUCAAGGUUUUCUGGGAGUUGGUCUGUAGCAUGCCAAAGGAGCUGCAGAAGCGUUUGCUGUUGUUUACAACCGGCAGUGACCGAAUACCAAUUGGGGGCAUGUCAGAAAUGCAGUUCAAGAUCACCAAAGUGGAUGGACAGAAUGUGUUGCCCAUGUCACAUACCUGCUUCAAUCAGCUUGUGCUGCCAAACUAUAAACACAAGAAGACUCUGAAACAAAAACUGUUGAUUGCCAUACAAAAUGCGGAGGGGUUUGGCAUAGAAUAGAGAUACUGGAAAAAACUUUCCUGUUGACAUUGAAGAUUUCACAUGCAUAAUUUUAUUUUGCAAUAAUUAGAUAAGUCAGGAUACGAGUCAUGUUCUUUCAUCUGGUCUGUUCUGAAAAAAGAAAUUGAAAUUGAUAGCAGGAUGUAACAUUUUGAUUAAUGAUAAUAUCACUGUUGUCUUUCACUGCAUGUAUUAAGGGACAUAAUAGUGCCAGCACUUGCUCUGUUCUGUUAGCAAGAAGUAUCACAAAAGGCACAAAGUUGUGAUGAAGAGAGUUCUAUAUUCUUCACAUUUUAAGUUUCGAUAUCUAUCACAAUUUAUUUAUUAAAAGUUAAGCUAAUUGAUCACUACCUUUUGAGAAGUGUAAUGUUGGCAACUCACAAGGUGUUAAUCCUUUUUUCUGUAAAGCAGAAGUGGUUUCCACGAUUUAAGUGGAAAGUGACAUAGUUGUGGGGAUUAUAUGUUCUAAUUGGAUUCAAGGAAACUUUCCAGGUGGUAAUCAGAGAACUGACUAAACCCAGAGCCCCUUGCAUGUGUUAAAAAUCAGAACUGUUCGUCUGAUCAAAGAACUGGAUGGUAAUAUAAGACAAGUAAGAGAGGGGGUGGGCACAAAUGUGAUAUAUCUAUGAAUCUCAUUUACGAGUUGAUGUGCAAUAUUAGAAUUUUAAAAUGUCAUAUUUGACUGGGGACAAAUAAUUCGUCAAGUAUUUUGUUAUAUCUGUGAGGACUUAAGUUAUACAUAUUUUAAAAAGAGUUAUUUAUUUUACAAAUGCAUCAUACAAAUGUUCUAUAUGCCAUUGAGCAACCUUGCAAUCAUGUGCAGCAUGAAGCAUGAAUGGACUGUGUUGUAAAAACACUGGAUUUUUUCAGGUUUACUGAAAGUUAUAUACACUAUUAUUAUUAUUUACAAAAUUGUCCAAAGCACAGAUUUUUCCCCUGUAAGAGUGUAACAUUCCAUAUUCAACAACUGGAGGAAUAAAAAAAAUUCACUUAAUUUAGUUGUAUGUUUUUUUUUUG
Lingula anatina is the source of this 3920-nucleotide messenger RNA. RefSeq names its product putative E3 ubiquitin-protein ligase HECTD2. Gene Ontology annotation, biological process: protein polyubiquitination. The record is from RefSeq and is a predicted model, not a curated record. Gene Ontology annotation, molecular function: ubiquitin protein ligase activity. NCBI's taxonomy places the organism in Eukaryota, Metazoa, Brachiopoda, Lingulata, Lingulida, Lingulidae.